Messenger RNA from Dermacentor silvarum, 3834 nucleotides. Its product is annotated as trithorax group protein osa-like. NCBI's taxonomy places the organism in Eukaryota, Metazoa, Arthropoda, Arachnida, Ixodida, Ixodidae. The record is from RefSeq and is a predicted model, not a curated record. Bases 593 to 2554 code for a protein of 653 amino acids. The transcript has 9 exons.
ACCCGCGCGAACCUCGUCUCUCGGGCGGCAAGACAGAAAGAAGCAGCACUCGAGCCCUCUGCUGCGAACGUCUUCUUUGUGCGCCCGCCACUCGUGGCUGCAGCGGCCGGGGAGACGCCCGAAGGAGCCCACCUCCUCGCCACGCUCCGUCUCCCACCCAUCCUCUGUGCUACCUUGAUCAUAUCCUCCCUCUCUCCCGCAGCCCGCCCUCGCACCCACGCCAUCUUUUUCGCAGUUCGGUCAGGGUCUCGGGUGAAUUCGAGAAGAAGGUUGCGAACCGGGGGUGCUAGGACCGCGAUACCCGCUGCUACGCCUCAGCAAGAAACGCCGCGGCGGCUUCUCUUCGAGAGAGGCUCGACUCCAACCAGCCGCUGGCAGCCACAAGGAUCGGAACAGCUUCUUCCCUCAUACCCCGGGUCUGUUUGCCGUCCUACGCGAGUCCCGUGAAUCAUCGUCGUUACAGCGCGUAUUGAAGAACGUGCCUCUACAGAUGUGCACGUCCACAGGUUGCCUACCGAGUCUUCUCUGAGUCGAAACAAGUGUAGCGGGACUCUUUCGGGACGUCACUGUCCGGAGAUCUUCGAAAGCAAAGAUGUCGUGGCAGCAACAAGGCGGGCCGUUUGGCCAAAACAUGCCCACGACUCCGGGUGGCUCAGCUGAUCCAAACAGGAUGGCCUUCGCCUCUAAUCGCACCCCUACUAGCCCACAGUGGUCUGCUCCAUCAUGGCCACCAGCGCCGGAAACCCCAGACGCACCAGUCUACUGCAGCACGGGCGCACUGUUCCCCAUGCAAGGUGGUGGUCACAUGCCAUCUGCAGGCCAGAGGUCGGCGUCGCCCAACGGCCGCUUCACGUCGAGCGGACCCAAGUUCCCCAUUCCGCCGCCUCCGCCCGCAGGCGCCAUGUCCCCGCCCACACAAAAUACGUUCGGAAUACCGCCGCCGCCGCCGGCUGGACAAGGGAGGUCGCCAACGUCCAGCGGCGGCUACAGUCCCAACACCUUCCAAAUACCUCCGCCACCACCGCCAGGUGGUCGACCGGGAAGUGCCUCGCCUUCUGUCUCUGGCGGUGGACGCAGCCCCGGUGCCUUCUACAUACCACCACCGCCAUCACAGUCCCUGGGAGGCAUGGUGUCCUCGCCAACGAGCGCCACUGGGGGCUACGAAGAUCAGUCGUACUCGUACCCUCCGCCACCGCCGCCAAUCGCAUCGUCGUCGCCGGUGCCGGGUGUUUAUGGUAGCGGCGGACCAUUCCGCCACGAGCCGGCCACACCACCCCCUCCACCCCCUCCGCCCGCUUCGCAGCACGUUCCUGCGCCGCCGCCACCACCGCCGCUGCCUCCAGUACAAGGUGGAGGAGGCGGUCCAGGGGGACCACCACCGCCACCUCCGCCGCCACCUCCACCGCCACCGUCGGGUGGUGGACCUACCUGGAAGCAGAAGCAGGAGGCUGAGAAGGCCUCACAGAGGCAGUCAGGGUGUGGCUACGAUCCUGCCCAGAUUGCUGCGCAGGGACCCCAGGACGGCACCCAACCUUUCUGCUACCUGCCUCCCCAGCUCGUUGGCACGCUCAACAGCAAGGAUAAGAAGCCCUUCACAUACACGCCAGGCGGUUUGGACCUCUCCGAGAUCAAGUCUCCGCGCAUCCAGAGGCGCAUCAACGCUCGCCAGGAAGCGGCUGCCGCCCAAGGCGAAGGAUGGGGAGACCCGCCCAGCCGCCAGAUGGAAGGAUUGAACUUGGAUGGGACGCCGUCACAGCAGCAGGGCUACAUGGACCCUAACCGAACUCACUCGCUGCCCCGUCAGGCGCCAGGACAGCGCGCUUCGGACCCAGGAGACUUUGUGCAGUCGCGAUCUUUCCGCGUUCUGCAGAAGAUCACCGACACCGACUCUCCGGACUACCAACCACCAGCGCCGCCCAAGCCUCGGGAGGAGGAUGAGAUGCGGUUCAGCGGCCUGCGAAGGGACCAGAUCCCGUCGCGUUCCUUCCAGGCGCUCCAGAAGAUGACCGGCGCCGAUGACCAGUCCUACCAGCAGCAGCAGCAACAGCAGCAGUACUACUACCCGGCGCCACAGCAGGAACCACCCCCAGACAUCCGCGAGUACUGCAACCACCCGGAGGAACUGGACGACACGACCAUCAACCCGCGCUACCGCGGAGGCAACAUCCCCUCACGCUCCUUCAAGAUGCUUCAGGAGAUGACCGGCGACGACGGUUCCGUAGCGCCUUCCGUUUUCGACCAGAAACGUCAGCAACAACAGCAGCAGCAGCAGCAUCAGCAGCAACAACAAGCGGGGCCAAAACCCCGCAAGACAACUCAGAUGACCAUCCAGUUGGGAGGGCCCGAAGAAGGCGGCUACUGUGGCCCGCAGGGACAGGGCGGACUGGUGCAUGUUCCCGAGAAGGUGUUCCCCCACCCUAGCGUGCCGGCUUCGCAGCAAGAGGCCGAGCCAGACCCGCGCAAGUACACCGGCGGGAGCAUCCCUUCCAGGUCCUUCAGGAUGCUGCAGGCCAUGACGGGAGAGAACAGCGGAGAGGCUGGCACAGACUUCUAGGUAGCAGUCCUGGACGCGGGCCUACCACGCCUUGCGACGAAGACAACGCCAGGACGGAGGAGGCGAAAAUGCACUGUUGCCACGCUGGCUCGAGCUCUCCACUCGCGCUAUGAGGAUUGCAGUACCAAGUCACGUUGCGGCUUGAGUUCUUGUUUUUUUUUUUUUUGUUAUGUGUUCUUUCGUUGUUAAGGCAGCACGCGUCUCUGAGUCUCAAUAUUGGCCGUGCUUCUCAAUCACAGCUCGAAAUUGCAGCACACGCACACAGGAGAGACGCAGCUUGAAGCGGGGCGCUAACUUUUACUCGCGAAGAUGUCCUCAACAUCUCAUUGCAGUAUAUGUAACAAAAAAGACUGCUAUCAGAUCUUAAAAACGCAGACCGCAGCUUAAAGGGUGAAUAGUCGUAAAAGACACGUAUAGGCUAGGCACCACAGCCUUGACCUUGUAAACUAUGGACGUCAUGCACCAUGCAUCGAGUUGCUUCGUCCACAUGUAGUUGUGCUGAGACAAAAAGUUGCGGUUGAGAAGCACGACACGUUUGUUUGCGUCGACGCUUGUUUUCUCCGGUACCCGUUCGAAUACGUCGACAUGUCGAUUGGUGCAAAAGCUGAGGGCCACGGGUGCUUAAGCGUAAGGAGUCCAUUUGCCGUGUUAUUUCUACAUCGCAUAGCGACAUUCGUGAGCCGCCUAAGUAUGUAUUUUCUUCGUUCGUUCCUGCAGAAAUAAAUCGCACUUUUUUUGCCCGCUGUAUUGCCAAGGUUACAUUGAGCUGAGGCGUAUCGUAACACAUGUUGUUCUUAACUGGGUGCGGGACCCAGAUUAAGUGCUCAUUGUAGUCUCUAGUCAUCAUGGAGCUCCGUAUCUGCAAUAUUGUACUCGCUGUGACAAUAGUCUCAGGUUGCGCGUUUUUUUACAAAAAGUGAUAUUCUCCUUGUUCUUCGCCAAAAAGUCUACCGUACAAAAAAAAUGUAGUGACCGCGCGGAUCAACAAGCUCUUAUCUGACAACUUUCGUGCCCAUAUAUGAACGGGCAAUCGCGCUAAUGCAAAGCCCUAGUUACGGAGGAGGUUUUGCUAAUAGCAGGUGUUUGGUGCCGCAGGAGAGAUAGAACAAAAUAAAAGGCAAUAUCCUUCUACGUCUUUACGACUUGCCAUUUAUGAUAUGUCAACAUGUUUAUCAAAUCCGGCGCACGUAUGGUGCGCGAUAUUGUCAUUCGCGCUCUCUGAUCCAAGUGCCUUUCACGCGUCGCAAUGUUAGAGAAUAAAACGGAUGAAAAGCCCUUGA